Hevea brasiliensis (rubber tree) is the source of this 989-nucleotide messenger RNA. Its product is annotated as NEP1-interacting protein-like 1. The coding region runs from base 190 to 861 and encodes 223 amino acids. Lineage: Eukaryota; Viridiplantae; Streptophyta; Magnoliopsida; Malpighiales; Euphorbiaceae. The transcript is spliced from 5 exons. The record is from RefSeq and is a predicted model, not a curated record.
UUCUCGUUGUGGCUGCUGCUUCUUCUAUACUUGGUUUCUUCCAUUGUAUAUAAAUAUGCAUGUUUUGCUUUGUAUCCUUUGUUUUGCUCCCCAUACCUUCUCUCUCGCUUAGCCUCUCCCUUUUUAAUUCCAUUUUUUAUUGUUUUCACCUGCAAGUGUUAUUCUGAUAUGAUCUAGACCAGCUAGCACAUGGAGAUUUAUGCGUCUUUUUCUUCUUCUUUCGCUGUAUGGAUUUCUGCAAUUUCUUGUAGCUUGUUUUUGGCAAUCUCUGCAUUCAUAUUCGCAGUAGUUGGCACAACACUGGGAGCCAUUUCCGGAGCUCUGGUUGGAGUAAAAAGCAAGAGUAGCUUUCUUCAUGGCGCCACAAUUGGAACCAUUAUGGGGUGUGUGCUCUCUGCUGAGAUCUUUAAAGCGUCAUUUGCUUUCUGGGAUUCUGACGAUUAUGCUAUUGAGUGCUUCAUUUCUUUGAUUGAAAACGCUUCAAAUCGCCUAAAACAAACACUCUUACAACGAAGGCUUAGUCCUGCCAUCCAAGUUCUACAAGAAAGUCAGGGAGAUGCUGUCCAUAUAAUGCGCAAGGAGAUCCCCAGGAGGACACGGGAAAUUCCAAAGAUUAAACUGACUGAGGAAAACAUAGUGGAUACCCUAUGGAAUGGACCAUCCUGUUCCAUUUGUCUUCAGGACUUCCAGUUGGGGGAAACGGCUUGUAGCUUGCCCCAUUGCCACCACACCUUCCAUCUACCAUGUAUUGGCAAGUGGUUUAUGGGGCAUAGUUCUUGCCCAUUGUGUAGAACAAGAUUACCCAAAACUUGGAUCGCUGUGAUAUGUAAAAUGAGAAAAGAAAUACGAAAUGCAAGUUAGAACAGAAAUGGAAUGCAACGUGUAAGAAUUGAUUCUUUUAAAUCUUUAAUUGUCCAUUUUGUGAUUUAGAAAACAAUAUUCAUUAUUGAAUUUUUAACAAAAGGGCAAUAUUAUUAUUGGUUGAUGAA